Solanum verrucosum is the source of this 1143-nucleotide messenger RNA. RefSeq lists its product as uncharacterized. Lineage: Eukaryota; Viridiplantae; Streptophyta; Magnoliopsida; Solanales; Solanaceae. The coding region runs from base 1 to 1143 and encodes 380 amino acids. The transcript is spliced from 10 exons. The record is from RefSeq and is a predicted model, not a curated record.
AUGGAUAACCAAAGCAAAAUUCAUGGUGAUGAAGACGCAAUGCUAAUGGAUGUUCCCAUAUCUGUUAUCACACCUCAAAAAUCAAAAGUUGAUGAUUUAGAGAAUAUGGAUACGCUCUUCAAAGUAGAUGUUGAAGAUGCAAUAGUGGCGAUUUCCAUAUCAUCUGUCGCACCUCAAGAUGAUGUUUUAGAGUACAAAGUUGGUGAUGAAGAUGCAACAUUAAGGGAAGUUCCCAUAUCUUUUUUCGCACCUCAAGAAUCAAAAGAUGAUGUUGUUGAGAAAAUGGAUAAGCACCACAAAGUUGAUCGUAGAGAUGCAAUAAUGGCAAUUCCGAUAUCUUCUGUUGCACCACAAGCUGGUGUGUCAUUAAAUAUGAAUAAGCUGGAUCGAAUGGAUGGUGAUGAGGAUGCAACAUUAACAGAAGUUCCUAUAUCUUUUAUCGCACUGGAAAAAGCAAAGGUUGAUGUUUUACAGAAUAUGGAUAAGCAGGACCGAAAUGAUGGUGAUGAGGAUGCAACAUUAACAGAAGUUCCUAUAUCUUUUAUCGCACUGGAAAAAGCAAAUGUUGAUGUUUUGCAGAAUGAAAUGCUACCAAAAAAUAUGCAUUACAUGCAUACACAUACAUUUGAACAUAGAAAGCGAAAUUGGAUCAUCAAGAAUAUUUCUCGCCCAGGUGGUUUAAUAAUUGAUUAUGUCUACCAUCAUUUGGAGACAAACAAAAAGUUUCGAUCUCUGAUAGAGGUUUACAAAUUUCUUGUAUAUGGGGAAGUUCCUGAAAUAACGAAGAAAUUAAGAGAAAAUGAAGAACCAUUACAGGUAACACCGAGACGUAAACCACAUGUGCGCGGUAAAAAAUUGAUAAAAAAAUAUGUAGUUGGAACAUGCAUCGAAUCUUGCAACGGGAUUUACAUUAAAAAUCGGGGAGAAGCUAACUACUUAUCCGAACGUGACAUCCCUUCAAACAUUGAAAAAAAGAGAAAAAGAGAAAACGAAGAUUUGUAUGGGCAUCAACAGGUGAACUUGGGAGAUGAUGCAACACAUGUCAACUCAGGAGAUGCUGCAUUAAGUACUUUCGUACACACUUUUCUUUACCUUUGGGAUUUUGAGCUCAUACCCGAGGCACACAAUGAAAAUCUUUCCUAG